Pyrgilauda ruficollis (rufous-necked snowfinch) is the source of this 1617-nucleotide messenger RNA. RefSeq names its product SNW domain-containing protein 1-like. Gene Ontology annotation, biological process: mRNA splicing, via spliceosome. The record is from RefSeq and is a predicted model, not a curated record. Bases 1 to 1617 code for a protein of 538 amino acids. Gene Ontology annotation, cellular component: spliceosomal complex. Lineage: Eukaryota; Metazoa; Chordata; Aves; Passeriformes; Passeridae. The transcript has a single exon.
AUGGUGCUCACCAGUUUCUUGCCAGCUCCCACCCAGCUGUCCCUGGAUCAGCUGGAACCAGGAGAAAGAGCAGGAGCUCAGAGAUGCGGGCAGACUGCUCUGGUCUCCUCACAAAGGGAACCUCCCCCAUAUGGUUACCGGAAAGGAUGGAUACCACGGGCGCUAGAGGAUUUUGGAGAUGGGGGUGCCUUCCCAGAAAUUCACGUGGCCCAAUAUCCAUUGGAUAUGGGCCAAAAGAAGAAAAUUUCCAAUGCUUUGGCUCUUCAGGUGGAUGCAGAAGGAAAAAUAAAAUACGAUGCAAUUGCUCGACAAGGACAGUCAAAGGACAAGGUUAUUUACAGCAAGUACACAGAUCUUGUGCCAAAAGAGGUCGUGAACGUGGAUGAUCCAGAGCUGCAAAGACCAGAUGAGAAUGCAGUUCGAGAGAUAACAAAGAAGACAAGAGCAGCCUUGGAGGAAUUAGUCUCCCAAAAAGUUGCAGCAGCCAUGCCAGUUCGAGCUGCUGACAAGGCAGCUCCUGCACAGUACAUUCGGUACACACCAUCCCAGCAAGGAGCUGCGUUCAACUCUGGAGCAAGGCAGAGAGUUAUUCGGGUGGUGGAAAUGCAGAAGGACCCUCUGGAGCCUCAAAGAUUCAAAAGUAACAAGAAGAUUCCACGGGGACCACCGUCUCCUCCAGUACCUGUGAUGCACUCUCCAAGUAGAAAGAUAACUGUGAAAGAGCAGCAAGAGUGGAAAAUUCCUCCGUGCAUUUCAAACUGGAAAAACGUGAAGGGUUACACCGUUCCCUUGGAGAAGCGUCUGGCCGCAGACGGCAGAGGAUUGCAGGCUGUUCAUAUUAAUGAAAACUUUGCCAAACUUGCUGAGGCGCUCUAUAUUGCUGACAGAAAGGCUCGUGAGGCAAUAGAGGUGCGUGCCCAGGUGGAGAGGAAGAUGGCUCAGAAAGAGAAGGAGAAACACGAGGAAAAGCUCCGAGAAAUGGCUCAGAAAGCCAGGGAGAGAAGAGCAGGGAUCAAAACCUGUGCUGAAAGAGAGGAUGGAGAAGCUAGAGCGAGAGACGAAAUCAGACAUGACCGGCGCCAAGAGAGACAGCACGACAGGAAUCUUUCCCGGGCAGCUCCUGAGAAGAGGUCAAAGCUGCAGAGAAAUGGGAACAGAGAUAUCAGUGAAGUUAUUGCCCUGGGGGUACCCAGCCGCAGGCCAGCCAGUGAAAUCCAAUAUGACCAGAGGCUCUUCAACCAGAGCAAGGGUAUGGACAGUGGCUUUGCGGGAGGAGAGGAUGAAGUUUAUAAUGUUUAUGACCAGCCAUGGAGAAGUGGCAAGGAUAUGGCCCAAAACAUCUACAGGCCAAGUAAGAAUAUGGAUAAGGACGUGUAUGGAGAUGAUCUAGAGGCUCGAAUAAAGACCAACAGGUUUGUUCCUGACAAAGAAUUUUCUAACUUGGAUCAUGACAGCAGAGGCAGGAGCAGAGAUGGACCAGUUCAGUUUGAGGAGGAUCCGUUUGGUUUGGACAAGUUUCUGCAAGAAGCUAAGCAACACGGUGGUUCCAAACGGCCAUCAGACAGCAGCUGCCCUAAGGGACACGAGCAUCAGAGCAAAAAGAUGAGGAAGGACUGA